Messenger RNA from Oryzias melastigma (Indian medaka), 5170 nucleotides. It is a transcript of the gene dapk1, whose product is annotated as death-associated protein kinase 1. Lineage: Eukaryota; Metazoa; Chordata; Actinopteri; Beloniformes; Adrianichthyidae. Gene Ontology annotation, cellular component: nucleus; cytoplasm. Gene Ontology annotation, molecular function: protein binding; ATP binding; protein serine/threonine kinase activity. Gene Ontology annotation, biological process: protein phosphorylation; positive regulation of apoptotic process; intracellular signal transduction. The record is from RefSeq and is a predicted model, not a curated record.
UGGUCAGUUCGCCGUGGUCAGACGAUGUCGACACAGGAGCUCCGGAGCCGAAUUCGCCGCCAAGUUUAUCAAGAAGCGGCGCAGCAAGUCGAGUCGGCGGGGGGUGAGCCGGGAGGACAUCGAGCGGGAGGUGAACAUCCUGAAGGAGAUCCAGCAUCCCAACAUCAUCACGCUGCAGGAGGUGUUCGAGAACAAGGCCGAGGUCAUCCUGAUCCUGGAGCUCGUCGCCGGCGGCGAGCUCUUUGACUUCCUGGCAGAGAAGGAGUCGCUGAGCGAGGAGGAGGCCACGCAGUUCCUCAAGCAGAUCCUGGACGGAGUCCUGUACCUUCACUCCAAACAGAUCGCUCACUUCGACCUGAAGCCGGAGAACAUCAUGCUGCUGAACCGCUCGGCGCCUCACCCGCGCAUCAAGAUCAUCGACUUCGGGUUGGCCCACAAGAUCGACUUCGGCAACGACUUCAAAAACAUCUUUGGGACGCCGGAGUUUGUCGCUCCAGAGGUGGUGAACUACGAGCCUUUGGGCCUGGAGGCCGACAUGUGGAGUGUCGGCGUGAUCACCUACAUCCUGCUCAGCGGCGCUUCUCCGUUUCUGGGCGACAACAAGCAGGAGACGCUGGCCAACGUGUCGGCGGUGGACUUCACCUUCGACGAGGAGUUCUUCAGCAGCACCAGCGCGCUGGCCAAAGACUUCAUCUUCAGGCUGCUGGUCAAAGAUCCAAAAAAGAGGAUGACGAUUCAGGACAGCCUCCAGCAUCCCUGGAUCAAGCCGAAGGACACGCAGCAGGCGCUGAGCAGGAAGGAGUCCGCCGUCAACAUGGAGAAGUUCAAGAAGUUUGCAGCACGGAGGAAAUGGAAGCAAUCCGUGCGACUCAUCUCCUUAUGUAACCGCCUGUCCCGCUCCUUCCUGUCCCGAAGCAACAUCAGCGUGGCGCGCAGCGACGACACGCUGGAUGAGGAAGACUCCUUUGUGAUGAAGGCCAUCAUCCACGCCAUCAACGAUGACAACGUGCCCGGCCUGCAGCAUCUGCUCGGCUCGUUGAACAGCUACGACAUCAACCAGCCCAACAAGCACGGGACGCCGCCGCUCCUGAUCGCCGCCGGAUGUGGCAACAUUCAGAUCAUCGAGGUUCUGAUGAGGAAAGGCGCCGAGAUCCAGGCCAACGACAAGAGUGGAGCCAACGCCGUGUACUACGCUGCCAGGCACGGCCACGUGGAGACCCUGAGAUUCCUGCACGAGAAGAGAUGUCCGCUGGACGUCCAGGAUAAGUCGGGGGAGACGGCGCUUCACGUGGCGGCUCGCUAUGGAAACGUGGACGUGGUCAGCUACCUGUGCGCCAUCCAGGCCAACCCCAACCUGGCAGACAGAGAGCAGGAAGUUCCUCUGCACUGCGCCGCCUGGCACGGUUACUCCGCCGUGGCCAGGACUCUCUGCCAGGCCGGCUGCGACGUCAACGCCACCAACCGCGAAGGAGAGAGCCCGCUGCUGACGGCGUCGGCGCGGGGCUUCGUGGACAUCGUGGAGUGUUUGGUGGAGCACCGAGCCGACCUGCAGGCGACCGACAAGGAUGGCCACACCGCCCUGCACCUGGCCGUGCGCCGCUGUCAGCUGGACGUCGUCCGCUGCCUCCUCAAGCACCACUGCCAGCUGGACCGGCAGGAUCGCCAUGGAAACACGCCGCUGCACGUCGCCUGCAAGGACGGGAAUCUGCCCGUCGUCGUCGCCAUGUGCAACGCCAAGGCCAACCUGGACCUGCCCAACAAGUACGGCCGGACUCCUCUCCAUCUGGCUGCUAAGAACGGGAGUCUGGAGGUGGUCCGCCAUCUCUGUCUGGCCGGAGCCAACAUCGACGCCGUCACCAACGACGGGAAGUCUGCCGAGGAUCUGGCCUCGGCUGAUCGGCACGAGCUCAUCGUCUCCCUGCUGGCUAAACUUAAGAAGGACAACCUGAAGCUGAGCUUCAUCCAGCAGCUGCGGCCCACCCAGAGCGUCCAGCCCAGGAUCAAACUGAAGCUGUUCGGACACUCGGGGGCCGGGAAGAGCACGCUGCUGGAGUCUCUGAAAUGUGGCAUCCUGCGCAGCUUCUUCAGGAGGAGACGACCGCGCGGGAACAGCACAACACGCCACCCCAACUCCCCGGUCAGCUCCAAGCCGGCAGUGUCCGUCAGCAUCUCUAACUUGUAUCCGGGCUGCGAGAACGUGAGCGUGCGCAGUCGCAGCAUGAUGUUCGAGCCCAGCCUGACCAAAGGCGUCCUGGAGGUCUUCUCCCCCGUCCACAGCAGCCUGUCCGCCGCCGACGAACAGGCCACCAAAGCCAUCGACAUCCAGCAUGCCAACAUCCACGGUGUGGGGGACUUCAGCGUCUGGGAGUUUUCCGGAAACCCCGUGUACCACUGCUGCUACGACUACUUCGCCGCCGACGACGUGACGGCGAUCCACCUGGUCCUGUUCAGCCUGGAGGAGCCGUACGAGACGCAGCUGGGCCACGCCACAUACUGGCUGAACCAGCUGAAGGCGCUGACGCUGCCGCAGGACAGCAUCGUCUUCGGAGGGCGCAUUCCGCAGCCGCUCGCCGUCGUCCUGGUGGCGACGCACGCCGACCUCGCCGGCCUGCCCAGAGCUUUCUCCGGAGAGUUCAGCUACGACAAGGAGAGGGCGCUGCUGAAGGAAGUCAGGAACAGGUUUGGGAACGACCUGCAGAUCAGCGACAAGCUGUUCGUGAUGGACGCUGGCGCCUCCAACUCCAGAGACGUGAAGCUGCUGAGGAGUCACCUGCAGGAGCUCCGCGCCGCCGUCGUCUCUCGCUGCAGUCCGGUCACGCCGCUGUCGGAGCGUCUGCUCGCCGCCCUGCCGGCCUGGAGGAAGCUGAACGGACCCAACCAGCUGAUGUCGCUGCAGCAGUUCGUCAGCGACGUCCAGGACAACAUCAACCCGCUGGUCAGCCAGGAGCUCCUGCGCGCGGCGGCCCAGCAGCUGCACAGCAUGGGGGAGAUCAGCAUCAUGCAGAGCGAGACGGUGCAGGACAUCCUGCUGCUGGAGCCGCGCUGGCUGUGCAGCGGCGUCCUGGGGAAGCUGCUCUCCGUGGAGGCGCCCAAAGCCAUCCACCACUACAGGGGGCGCUACAGGCUGGAGGAGGUGCAGGCGCUGGCCCCCGACAGCGACGUGGAGGAGCUGCUGCAGAUCCUGGACGCCAUGGACGUCUGCUCGCGCGACGCCACCAACCCCACCAUGGUGGACGUCCCCGCCCUCAUCAAGACCAACGGGCUGCACCGCUCCUGGACGGAGGACGAGGACGAGGACUCCCUGAUCUACGGGGGGGUCCGGCUGGUCCCCGCCGAGCACCUCACCGCCUUCCCCUGCGGCCUGUUCCACAAGCUGCAGGUCAACCUGUGCCGCUGGAGCCACCAGCAGAGGCCCGAGGACGCCGGUGGCGAGGACUCGGACGGAGACAUCCACCUGUGGACCAACGGCGCCAAAGUCAGCCAGUCGGGGGUGGAGGCCAUGGUGCUGCUGGUCAACCACGGGCAGGGCGUGGAGAUCCGGGUGCGCGGCCACGACUCGGACCGCGCCAAGAGCUACGCGCUGCUGGACACGGUCUGCAGCAUCACGGAGAACCUGCUGGCCUCCACGCUGCCCGGCCUGCUCGCCGCCCGGUACUACCUGAGCCCGCAGCAGCUGCGCGAGCACCACGCCCCCAUCAUGAUCUACCAGCCCAGAGACUUCAUCCGCGCACAGGUGCAGCGCGACAGCUCGCUCACCAACACCAUGGGGGGCUACCGCGAGAGCUUCAGCAGCAUCCUGGCCUUCGGCUGCGCCGAGAUCUACCAGCAGGGGGUUCUGGGAACUGAAGUCCCCGUGUCCGAGCUGCCGCUGCUGGCCCGCCGGAAACUGUGCCGCCUGCUGGACCCCCCCGACGCCCUGGGGAAGGACUGGUGCCUCCUCGCCAUGAACCUCGGCCUCACCGAUCUAGUUGCCAAAUACAGCAACGGCGCCCCCCACCCGGAGGCCCCGGAGCUGCAGCCCAGCCCCACGGCGGCGCUGCUGCAGGAGUGGAGCCGGCGCCGCGACAGCACGGUGGGGGUGCUCAUGACCAAACUGAGGGAGCUGGGCCGCAGGGACGCCGCCGACUUCCUCCUGAAGGCCGCGCCCGUUUUUAAGGUCAACCUGGAGGCGGUGGGCGGGGCCCGGAACGGGUACCCGCCCACCUGCAACGGAGGGACCUCCUACAACUCUAUAAGCUCUGUCAUUUCCCGCUGACCUAGCCCCUCCCCCUCCUUGGUCGUUCUUCGCUCCGCCCCCUCGUCUGAUGUGGAGGCGGCGCUCCAGAAUCCGGAUCUCCUUCCUGGUUUGAGCGUCUCUCACCACAACAAUUGCAACCAAAAUCUAAACGCCGGCGUGUUUUGAUGACGCCGCCGUCAAACAGCCCCGCCCCCUCAGUGGCCUUCUACCUCCCUCCAAGCACAAAGCUCCAGACGUCAGCGGUCCGGCCCGACCCGCCAGGAUCCGUGCCUUUUAAACUCCCGCAUCCAAACCCAGAAUUCAGAACAAGCGUUUCCGUGGAGACGGAUCAACCAAAUCGCCGUUUUAGAAUCUUCCACAGUUUCCGUCCGGCCAACACCUGAACAAAAGCAUAAAUCUUUUAGUGAAGCUUCAUGUCUGCUCCUCCUUUAUCGACUGCAGAAGCCACCUUGUUACCGUGGUAACCACCAGACUGACGGUUCAUCUGGGUUUUGUCUGGCGAUGGCGAGCUGCAGUUCUACGUUUGUGCCUUCAGGUGUCGCUGCAGCUCUCCUGAUUCUGAAGGUAAACAUGGACUUUGAUGGUGUUUCUCUGCCACCUGGACGACUUCUUUGACACGCUGGGGACUCGCUGAGCUGCUAGCCGCUAUGAAACGGCGUGGCGGCGGUUCAUGCCCCGCCCAUCGUCCUGCAGCGUCAGCUCUUUGCACAUUUGGCAUCGACGCCGCGUCAGUAAAGCUGAACCUGAGCUCCAGACGCAGAUCCGUUCCACUCAGCCGAGCGGAAAGGCCAGCGCUGGCGGGUUUGGGGGCGGAGCUUAACGCAGUAUUCUGUGGCUUCUUCAGUGUUACCGCCUCUUCAGAGGAGUCUGAACGGCUGCUUCCUCAGCCUGACUCGCCGUCUGUACAUACGGUCCCCCCCCCCCCCCCCCCCC